Molecule: messenger RNA, 1993 nt
Organism: Caenorhabditis sp. 36 PRJEB53466
Lineage: Eukaryota; Metazoa; Nematoda; Chromadorea; Rhabditida; Rhabditidae
Source: the annotation of a GenBank genome assembly
AUGAACUCCGGGAACCCGACACGUGGCGGAGUGGCCGAUCAGGCACUCCAAUUAGUGCUCGAAAUGAAGAGAAACCCGGAUGUGAUGCCGCCAUACAACACCGAGCUCGUCCGGCAGUGCACCGCCCGUAUUGAGGAGCUUUUUCAGAAAAACGCAAAAGUUGUGUAAGUUAUAGCUCACAAAUGAAUUGAUUAUCGAUUUUUGCUCAGUGAAAAUAUGCGUGACAACAUUCCCGACGACAUGUCGAUGCUUCAGCCACGUCUCGCCGCCAUGGUCCAUAUUCGGGUGAGCUUCACUGAUUUUCGGCCGAAAUUCUCAAAAAAUGCUUGGCAAACACAAAAACCCGGAGUUUUUAAAGGAAAAAACGAGAAUCUCAUAAAAGUCUAUCAUUUCAGCGUUGCAUGCUGGCCUACGAGAAUGAGCGCAAAAAUCGAAUUCGAUCGUAUCGAUGGAAGUACGGAGGAGCUCUUCCGGUCUCUAUUCGGGUUGGUUUUGCUAAAAUCAUUUAGAAAAAUGCUUACCCUUAUGUGUUUUCCAAGAAAUGAAACAAAAAAUGAGAGGAAAUUGAGGACAACUGGCCGAUAUUGCAUGCUUCGCGGGUGCGCGCGCUGGUCAAAAACGGAAGGGUCUCGUAGCGAUCAGACAAAUUUAUGGACGCGCAUCCAGAAUGAGCGCGCGUUGCGGUAUUUAGGACGACUAGAAGGACGGGGAGAAAAAAAAAGAAAAGCGUUCUGGCCAGAGAGUCCUCUCGGACGGAAGGACCGCAGAACGCGACGCCAAACUACGAACAGAUGAUGACAAAACCAACGAAACAGUCGUAAAGAUCGUUUGAUCUCUGCGACAUUUUUGAACGGUCCCGACCCGGUCACCUUUUGUCAUCAUUUUGGCGUCGCGUUCUGCGCUCUUCCAGUUCGAGAGGAGGACCAGAGCGAUCCUCUUUUUUCCUCCAGCCUCGCCUGCCGUCGCAAAGACCGCAACGCGCCCGCUGUAACUUCAAAGGCGCAUCCCAUUUCUCUGAAAAUUUUACCAAUAUCGCUGCGAGACCCAGUUGACCUACGGCCCGCGCACCGCGAAACUUGUGAUGUUCACUUGUUUUUCUCGCUGUUUCUCUCAUUUUUCGUUCCGAUGCCCCUCUCUCACAUAAAUGUUAUACAAAUCAUGUCAAACAUUAUCGCUGCGUGCCUUUUCCUUUACAUUUUUCAAAUUUAGACAGUGUGAGAUUUUGAAAUAGUACGGUAACGGAAUGAGGAAGGUCUCAAGACACCGUCUUGUCGACAGAGAAGGCGACCUGUGCCUUCUUACCUCAGGCGUUAUCACGUCUUCCGCUUUCACCUUCGGGUCGACGGCCGCCUUCGCGUUCUUGUGAAAGGCGACAGUUCGCCUUCGCCUGUUCAUCGAAGGCGGACGGCCGCCUGCACCCCACAUUCAAAUGCGUCAGGCUGCUUUUUCCUGAAAAAUUCAGACGCCUGCGGUCAGCCUAGCCUACUUUUCUUGAGAAUCUUCCCUAGUCAAUAGAGCACCAGACUCUAAAAAUGUACAGAAUGCACAAAAAUGUUGCAUUAUGUACAUUUAUCGCCUUUCUAUGUGUUCCAAGUGUAUGAACUACUUCCGAAUAUCAUUUUCCAUUAAUUUGAACUCAAUUGGUCGCUUUCGAAUCCCUUCAAAUUGCAGAAUGCGUUGUGCGAGGCGGAGAUUCAGUUUUUCAACGACUACUCGUCGACACUGGCCCGCUACCAGGUGAGUCUGGGCGAGAACGGAGUCAAUUUGCUGCUCAACACCGCACCGCCCAAAACAUUGUUUGUGCAAGUGCGCGCGAUAGAGGAGUACGGAGAAUUCGAGACUUCCGAUGGGACCACCGUUCAGUUGACCAAGGAUAGCAUGGUCCGUUUUUUCUGCACAUUUCUCUGUAAAAAAUCACAAUUUGCAGCACUCAUUGCCACGUCAAGACUGCGAAAUGCUCAUUCGACAAGGAGUUCUUGAGCUCGUUCACUAA